CUGCACUCGUCGCGGUCCUUGCUUAAGUAAGACGUCGACUCCAACCAGCAGCAACCAGAGUCGCUCGCAAUCGUAAAAGUCAACUCAUUCCCUAGCCCAGUUAUGUGCAGACCGCGUCUAUGCACUUUGGUGCUAAUCGCGGCAUCUUGUUACGCCCUCGCCAUCAGCGGCAAUGCCAAGGCCAUGCAGGGCACAAACAAACUGGAUUUGCCAAAUCGUAUCAGUGGAGAGGGAAGGGGAUCAUCGUUCGGUACGCCGGCAACAGGAGCACGAGCAGGAGCAGGAGCAGGAGCCCUAGUGCCACAAUCUAAGGAAACUCGCCAGAAACGGGCCAUGGGCGAGUACAAGGAGUUAGUUGACAUUAUUGACGAGCUGGAGGAAAAUAGUUUGGCUCAGAAGACUCAGAGUGUGGCGGUGCCUCCGCCGCAAACACAGGAAUUUGACUUGGAUACCAUGCCGCCAUUGACCUACUACCUGCUGUUGCAAAAGCUCAGGCAAUUGCAAAGCAACGGCGAACCCGCUUAUCGCGUGCGCACGCCACGCCUUGGCCGUAGCAUUGACUUUCAACAAUUGCUUGGCGAGGGAGGUGGUGCGGGAGCGGAUGAGGCCAGCGGUGGCCAGUUCAUGUCGCGCAUGAUAAAGAAAUCGGUGCCAUUCAAGCCUCGCCUGGGCAAACGUGCUCUAAUGUGCGGCGAGGACUGAGUCACGGCAAGGACACGACCACGAGCCGACAAGCCCUAGGACAAGGUUGAGGACACUUGGUCAUUAAGUUAUCCAUUCGGCUCUGACCCCCAACUCGACCCCGCUCCCACCCAUUGCCUAACGAAGCUACGCAUAUGCUUUUUCUAUAUCUAGUUAUAAUCAUAUUUUUUAGAGGAUCUAAGCAUGUACAUAAACAACCACUAUUCAUAUGUAUACUUACAUACGAGCAUACAAACAAACUUACUUGUAGAUAUAUGAAUAUUUGAACAUACUCUGUAGCCCCAGAUAUUGAACACGCAAACCAAAUAAACAAAAUGGCAAAGAUUA
Drosophila willistoni is the source of this 1029-nucleotide messenger RNA. RefSeq names its product protein hugin. NCBI's taxonomy places the organism in Eukaryota, Metazoa, Arthropoda, Insecta, Diptera, Drosophilidae. The transcript is spliced from 3 exons. The record is from RefSeq and is a predicted model, not a curated record. The coding region runs from base 103 to 702 and encodes 199 amino acids.